AUGUCCGUACCAUAUAGUGACCUUGUAGCCCAGGCUAAAGAAAGACAACAGACCUUACUUCAGACAACGAAGGUACAUUCUCAACAACUUCAUAAAUCAAUACAGGCAAUUGUUGCCAGUAAUUCCACCAAUGAUGGUGCCAAUUCACUGUCAGUAUUAGACAAAAUAACCACAAUACAUCAGUUGGACAAGCAGAUAGAUAAACAGUUAGACGAAGGAAUUGCUAACAAUUAUGCAAAGUUGGUGAAAAGUAACAAUGAUUUGGAAAAAUUGAUUUCAAGUAGUAAUAGACGGCUUCAUCAGGACAACAAAUCCAUUGUGGAUGAGCUCCAAAGAAGAGCUGAAAAGGCAGAUCAGAACUUAAGGAUACUUGAAACAACAUUGAAAUUAUUGCGGGAACAAGUAUGA
Messenger RNA from [Candida] anglica, 408 nucleotides. The record is from the annotation of a GenBank genome assembly. NCBI's taxonomy places the organism in Eukaryota, Fungi, Ascomycota, Pichiomycetes, Serinales, Debaryomycetaceae.